AUGGGGCCAAAAGAAAGUUCAAGUACUAGCCCUUCUGUAAAAAUGGCAAGAAACACUACAGAAUUCAAGAGAGAACUUGUAGCAAAGUGUUGGAGGAUGUUGCAUGCCGAUCUCAGUGAGAAAAUCCCUACAACAAGCACUGCUGUUAGUGAAUUUAAGGCCAUCAGAGUUUUACGUGCCAUUUCACCAUUUGACCCAAGUCAGCCAGAUGUUUAUUCUUCUUCACUUGGUGUUGUGUAUGGUGAUGAAGUAACUAAUUAUUUGUUCACCUUGCAGACUAUAUGUAAACCAGCACCAUUUGCUGAAGAUGAAGAAGGUGUGAGGGAAAGAAAUGCAUGCAAUUACAACGUAAAAAUCACACAAGAAAUGGCGAAGGCUGGACUUGCGCCAAGACCCAUCAGAGUUUAUGCUGAUGGCAUUUAUGAUCUCUUCCAUCAGGGUCAUGCAAGGCAGCUGAUGCAGGCGAAAAAUUUGUUUCCUAAUGUUUAUCUUAUUGUUGGAGUAUGUAAUGAUGCCCUCACUCAUAGUCGCAAAGGGCGCACUGUUAUGUCUGAAGACGAACGGUAUGAAGCUGUUCGGCAUUGUCGCUAUGUAGAUGAAGUGGUUCCUGAUGCACCUUGGACAUUAGAGGAUGACUUUUUAGACUACCAUAAGAUAGAUUUUGUAGCACAUGACGAUAUUCCAUAUACCACGGGCAGUGCAACAGAUGUAUAUGCUCACAUUAAAGCCCGUGGUAUGUUUGUUGUUACGGAAAGAACAGAAGGAGUUUCAACAAGUGACGUUGUGUCACGUAUAGUCAAAGAUUACGAUGUAUACGUCAGAAGAAAUUUAGCGCGAGGCUAUAGUGCAAAGGACCUGAAUGUUUCAUAUAUUAGUGUAAGUAUUAUUGUAUGUAAUAUGUUUUUGUAAUUGUGUAUUUAGGUU
Messenger RNA from Macrobrachium nipponense, 924 nucleotides. Its product is annotated as choline-phosphate cytidylyltransferase B-like. Bases 1 to 909 code for a protein of 302 amino acids. Lineage: Eukaryota; Metazoa; Arthropoda; Malacostraca; Decapoda; Palaemonidae. The record is from RefSeq and is a predicted model, not a curated record. Gene Ontology annotation, molecular function: choline-phosphate cytidylyltransferase activity; phosphatidylcholine binding. The transcript is spliced from 5 exons. Gene Ontology annotation, biological process: CDP-choline pathway.